Messenger RNA from Poecilia latipinna (sailfin molly), 4172 nucleotides. RefSeq names its product SEC23 interacting protein (gene sec23ip). NCBI's taxonomy places the organism in Eukaryota, Metazoa, Chordata, Actinopteri, Cyprinodontiformes, Poeciliidae. Gene Ontology annotation, cellular component: cytoplasm; COPII-coated ER to Golgi transport vesicle. Gene Ontology annotation, molecular function: metal ion binding; protein binding; glycerophospholipase activity. The record is from RefSeq and is a predicted model, not a curated record. The transcript is spliced from 18 exons. The coding region runs from base 106 to 2979 and encodes 957 amino acids.
GGUGAACAGCUAAAAAAAAAACGAAAAAAAGCUCCCUAUGGACAGCUGACCCCGUUCCGCCGGCGGCCUCCUCCGGUUCUUGCUACGUGUAAUUCUGGGGGAAAAAUGGCAGAUAGAAAAAAUAACAAUGUUCCCAACAGCAGUGCCAAUUUAUUGUUCAGCGCCGCCCCGGAGUUUAACUUCAACCUGCCGUUCAUGCCCGUGAGCCAGGCCACCGGGCCGGCGGUGCUGUCAGGAGAAGAAGAUUCCACUGAUGUUGGAGAAGAAGACAGCUUCCUUGGUCAGACCUCUGGCGCUGCACCAGCAUCCUCCUCCACCUUCAACUACUUCUCCAGUCCGGCCACAACCUCCGACCCGUUCGCAUCCAUCGGCCAGUUGCCAUGCCCCCCAUCCGCCAUGUCCGCAGCAGCUGGACCCAUUUCUGUUCCCCACAGCAUCAGCAUGGCUCCAACUCCGCCGCCACCUUCUGUAGGCUCGCAGAUCAACUCGCCACCUCAGGUGUUCGGUGGCGCCGUUUACCAAAGCCCAGUGGGGCGCCACACUCCUCCCCCGACCGCCAUGACGCCGCCGCCCCCCCUGAUGCAACCGCAGGCUCACAACCCGUACCGCCACACCCCCAGCAGCAGCCGAGCCAGCCCCUACAUUCCAGCGCCGGAGAUCCUCCCGCCAACACACAUGCCGCCGCAGAUCCCCUACUCUGUCAGCGCGCCGCCGCAGAUGUUUCCCCCCCCAGGGCCGACGUUUACAACACCUCCUCCCUCACAUCUUCAGGCGGCUCCUCCUCCUCCGCCCACUGCCACCGCUGGCGCCGUCGUCCCUGCAGGUCCGAUGAUGCCGUACAACUACAACGUCUACGAACCGGUCCAGCCGCACUGGUUCUACUGCAAGCAAGUCGAGUCGAAGAGCGUCUGGUUUCCUUUGAGCAUCAUCGACUCGCUGCAGCUCGAGGAGACGUUCAACUCAGUCCAACCGGACCCAGAGAACGUGAUCGUCCGGACGGACGGCGGGCGCUACGACGUGCAGCUUUAUGACCGCAUGCGCAGCGCCGUGUACUGGGAGGAGGAGCCCACAGAGGUCCGGCGCUGCACCUGGUUCUACAAAGGCGACAAGGACAGCCGCUUCGUCCCGUACUCUGAGGAGUUCAGCGAGAAACUGGAGGCAGAAUAUAAAAAGGCCGUAUCAACAAACCAGUGGCAUCGCAGGCUAGAGUUUCCAUCCGGAGAAACGAUCGUCAUGCACAACCCAAAGGUCAUAGUUCAGUUCCAGCCUUCGUCCAACCCAGACGAGUGGGGCACCACUCAGGACGGGCAGACCAGGCCCAGGGUGGUGAAGAGAGGCGUUGAUGACGACCACGAUGAGGUGCCUGAUGGCGAGCUUCCCACGGUGGAUCAUCUGGUGUUCAUGGUCCACGGCAUCGGCCCGGUUUGCGACCUGAGGUUCAGGAGCAUGAUCGAGUGCGUGGACGACUUCCGGAGCGUUUCGCUGAAGCUGCUGCACAGCCACUUCAAGAAGUCGCUGGACGAACACGCCAUCAGCCGGGUGGAGUUCCUUCCUGUGCAGUGGCACACGGCUCUCCACGGAGACGCCACCGGGGUGGACAGGAGGAUUAAAAAGAUCACCCUGCCCAGCACUGGACGGUUGCGCCACUUCACCAACGAGACGCUGCUGGAUGUGCUUUUCUACAACAGUCCAACUUACUGCCAGACCAUCAUGGACACCGUGGCUCAGGAGAUCAACCGUCUCUACGCCUUGUUCCUGAAGAGGAACCCCAACUACAGGGGGGGAAUAUCGGUGGCCGGACACAGCCUGGGAUCCCUGAUUCUCUUCGAUCUGCUUUCCAACCAGAAAACCGUCUCUGCUGCGCCGCUGCUGCCAGCCGCGCCCGCCGUUAACGGAGAGGUGUCGGCUCCCGCUGCGGAGGAGCCGAGCAGAGAGGAAGAGGAGGAUCAGGAAGAGUUUGAGGAUCUGGCUGCUGUGCUGAAACAUCUGGGCCUCUCUGAGUACAAGAGCACCUUGGACCAGGAGAAGAUGGACAUCGAGUCUUUACUCAUGUGUACGAUGGAGGACCUGAAGGACAUGGGGAUCCCUCUGGGCCCGCGCAAAAAAAUCACCAAGUUUGUGAAAGAACGAGUCAGCAGACAGGCGGGACGCCAGCAGAGGAAAGCAGAAGCGAAGGAGGAGAGUCUGGCUGCAGUUCCCCAGCCUGCCGGUAGCGCCACCACCAAGCCACCAGUGGGCAGCACCGUGUCUUCAGUCCACGUGAACUACAACUACUUUGAAGUUGGAACUGGACAGGUGUCAGUGAUCUACCACAGCCUGGACUUUGAGCCGGUGAACUUCUUCGCCCUGGGUUCUCCGAUCGGGAUGUUCCUGACGGUCCGCGGCCUGGAGAAGAUCGACGAGGCGUACCAGCUGCCCACCUGCAAGGGAUUCUUCAACAUCUACCACCCGUUGGACCCGGUGGCGUACCGAAUCGAGCCGAUGAUCGUUCCAGAUUUGGACCUGAAGCCCGUUUUAAUCCCACAUUACAAAGGAAGGAAGAGGCUUCACCUCGAGCUGAAGGAGAGUCUGUCCCGGAUGGGCUCGGACCUGAAGCACGGCUUCAUGAGCUCGCUGCGCAGCGCCUGGCAGACGCUCAACGAGUUCGCCCGCGCCCACACCUCCUCCGCCCUGCAGGCCGAGCUCGCCAUCGUGGCCAAUCAGAUCGAGGAGGAGGAGCAGCACGUUCACGACGAGCAUAAAGUGGCUGAGAGCGCGGAGCUGCAGAGGGACGACGAGCCGCAGGUGAAGAUCGGGAUGCUGAACGGAGGGAAUCGGAUCGACUUCGUCCUGCAGGAGAAACCCAUCGAGAGCUUCAACGAAUAUCUGUUCGCCCUGCAGAGCCACCUCUGCUACUGGCAGUCUGAAGACACGGCGCUGCUUCUCCUGAAGGAAAUCUACAAAAUCGUUGGGAUCCAUCCGGAGCCGCUCGCUCAUUAAUGCUCCGAUUACUCAAUUCUGGUUUUCUAUUUUUAUUGAAGUAGCUUAUUGUACACAGAUGAGUAAUACGUUGGUAUUAUGCCAUUUGUCUUAAAUUAAGAAACAAACAAAUGAGUUGGUAGAAGCAGAGACACUUGACAGGGUUGAUAUUACAUUUUUAUAGCAAAUGUACAACAGGUGGCGGAACAAGAACAGCCAAUGCAGUCAGAUGUAAGUUAUUCAUGGACAAAUCGUCACAAUAAAUCCAUUUCUUGCUCAUUUGUUUUUAUUAUUCAGCUUUUGACGGUCAUGUGCCGUCGAGAGGAAGACGUUUAGUUUCUCCUGCCAAGCCAGGAAACUUUUAAGACAGCCUAAAAACGCUGCAGAACAAGCAAAAUGUAAAUAAUUACAGAACGCAACGCAGGAGCAACCUGGUAUAUUUAAGACAAUCAAAGCACCAGUUUAUGUAACAUCCUCUCAGCUUAAAACAAGCAGAACAGUUAAUAUAAUCCUCUGGAACCUGCAGGUUCAAUGUAAAGUCUGAAAUGUUUGAAACGUAUUUACAUGUAAGAGCGACUGGAACUACAGAUUUAGAGGGAAAACAGCAGCGUGAGCCGCAUGCUGGAGUUUAUCCUCCGAUUGGUCCAACGCAUUUAAACUCUGACACAAUCCAACAAUAAAAAACACAAAAUGUUCCCUUUUUAUCCACACAGUCAGUCUGAACAAAAACCAACAUUUUUCUAGUAAUUCUCUGUAAAUAAAUCAAGAGGUUCUUCAUCAGAGGCCGACGCUACGAAGAAACAUUUCUAUCCACAUUUUAGUGCAAAUUGACCUUGUGGAUUAAAAAUAAUCUGCCACAAAUACAAACUUAUGCACCAAAUUAUUUUUAUCAGUUUAGUCCUUCAAUUAACUGGUAAAUAUUCCUUAAAGAUCCCAAAGCAAGCGGUAAACAAAUCUAUGACGAGUUCAGGUAACCAACAUCGAGUCUUCUGAAAGCUUCAGGCCAGACUAAGAAAAAGAUGUAAUUAGAAAAUAGUCGUAAUAUUGUGAGAAAAAAGAGCCAUAUUACAAGAAACAAAGUUAGUGUUAAAAGAACAAAGUCGGAAUAAUGCGAGAAAAAUAAAGUUGUGCGAGAAUGAAGUCAAAAUAAUAUGAAAAAAGUCACAUUUCAAGAGUCAUUAACAGAAAAAUGUCGAACGAGAAUUAAAUCGUUU